Molecule: messenger RNA, 1206 nt
Organism: Ipomoea triloba (trilobed morning glory)
Lineage: Eukaryota; Viridiplantae; Streptophyta; Magnoliopsida; Solanales; Convolvulaceae
Exons: 6
Coding region: 60-959 (299 amino acids)
Molecular function (GO): protein binding
Source: RefSeq, a predicted model, not a curated record
CAUACAAAUUACAAAAUCCUCCGGCGAAAAUUCUCCCGGAAAGAAUCAUCGGAGGGACAAUGCAUUCUCUGAGUUUCAAAGUGGUGGCCGAUUUUAGUGCGGUGAAGAAUCGGCCGGGGUCGACUCGACUCGGUCUAAGACUCGCUGAUGUGGAUAAGAAGCAAUGGUUGAAUUGCAGGGAUAAUAAUUUGAAGAGGUGUAGAGUCGUUGCCUGUACUUCUGAGGGAAGUAAUAGCGGCGCCUCCGAUUCACCGAUUCCGGCGGGUUCGACUCAGAGUCAGAAUCAGAGUUCGUUCCUUUCGAGGAGCCAAACCUAUGCUUUGUUGAAGCAGCAACUGGAAGUUGCCUCCAAAUCUGAGGAUUAUGAAGAGGCUGCAAGGCUUCGUGAUUCUCUGAAAUUAUUUGAGGAUGAAGAGCCUGUUUUGCGGCUUAAGAGACGGUUGAAGGAGGCCAUUGAUGACGAGAGGUUUGAGGAUGCAGCAAGGUAUCGUGAUGAGCUAAAGAAAGUUGCACCACACUCUCUUUUGAAAUGCACCAGUGAUGCAACAACACUGGGAAUCAGGGUUCAAGUUAGAAGUGUAUAUAUAGAAGCACGAAGUCAGCCUUCUAAAGGCCUAUAUCUUUUUGCUUAUAGAAUUAGAAUUACCAACAAUUCAGAUCGUAUUGUUCAACUUCUCAGAAGGCACUGGAUCAUCACUGAUGCAAAUGGGAAAACUGAGAAUGUUUGGGGAGUUGGAGUCAUUGGUGAACAACCAGUUAUACUCCCUAAUACUGGUUUUGAAUACUCAUCUGCAUGUCCAUUAGGCACCUCGAGUGGAAGAAUGGAGGGUGACUAUGAGAUGAAGCAUAUUGAUAGGGUAGGCUCUCGAACAUUCAAUGUGGCUAUUGCCCCCUUUUCCCUCUCCACAUUUGGAGAUGGCACGGACAAUCUUUCAGAUCAGGAACUGUGGAAAUUGUGAAGAUGAAGUGGAAGUUGUAUCCUUGGUAUGUACAAUAUCUAUUACAUGUAUAGGUGACAGCUAAUGGUAUUUAGUAAAUAUGCUAUCAUAUUCAUAUUUUUGUUGGAACAUAUUUGUUUAAUAGCUUUAGAUGGUUUGGGCAGGAGCCAUUUUUCUGUUUGUCACAAUAUAUAGUAAGCAAUCCAUUCGAGACGUUUUGUAAACUAGAAAUAUAUCAAGUGUGUUUUUGGAAGGUUCUUCAGUCUUA